Myripristis murdjan (pinecone soldierfish) is the source of this 5195-nucleotide messenger RNA. RefSeq names its product protein NLRC3-like. The coding region runs from base 48 to 3119 and encodes 1023 amino acids. The record is from RefSeq and is a predicted model, not a curated record. Gene Ontology annotation, molecular function: protein binding. The transcript has 8 exons. NCBI's taxonomy places the organism in Eukaryota, Metazoa, Chordata, Actinopteri, Holocentriformes, Holocentridae.
AACCUGGACCUGAACCUGAACCUGAACCUGAGCCCAGCUGUGUGUCCAUGAGGAGUGACUGGUCUAUGGAUCAUCCUAUUCAAUUCAAAGACAGAUGGCACCCUGCGGAUCAUGGAGUCCACCAGCAGAGCUCAGAGGUUCCCAGUGCUCAGUCUGCCCAGCAGCAUCCAACUGACCUGGCCUCCAUAUUUAUGCUGCUGGAGGAGAACAUGGUCACCUUUGUGAAGAAGGAGCUGAAAAACCUCCAGAGGUCUCUGAGGCCAGAUUACCCAGAAUGCUUAGAGAGGCAGAGGGAGGAUGAGGAGGUGUUGGACGGUGAGGAGGAAGAGCAGAGGUGGAGCAACAGAGAGGCUUUUCUGCAGAUCACACUGCACUUCCUGAGGAGAAUGAAGCAGGAGGAGCUGGCUGAGCAUCUGCAGAGCAGAACUCUCGCAGGGUGCCAACAUGAACUCAGAUCUAACCUGAAGAAGAAGUUUGAGUGUUUGUUUGAGGGGAUUGCUAAAGCAGGAAACCCAACACCUCUGAAUCAGAUCUACACAGAGCUGUACAUCACAGAGGGAGAGAGUGGAGAGCUCAAUGAGGAACAUGAGGUCAGACAGAUUGAAACAGCAUCUAGGAAACUAGCCAGACCAGAAACACCAAUCAAAUGUGAAGACAUCUUUAAACCUUUACCUGGAAGAGAUCAACCAAUCAGAACAGUGAUGACAAAGGGAGUGGCUGGCAUUGGGAAAACAGUCUUAACACAGAAGUUCACUCUGGACUGGGCUGAACACAAAGCCAACCAGCAUGUCCACUUCACAUUUCCAUUCACUUUCAGAGAGCUGAAUCUGCUGAGAGGGAGAAAGUUGAGCUUGGUGGAACUUCUUCAUCACUUCUUCACUGAGACCAAAGAAGCAGGAAUCAGCAGGUUUGAGCAGUUCCAGGUUGUGUUGAUCUUUGAUGGUCUGGAUGAGUGUCGACUUCCUCUGGACUUCAAGAACAACCAGAUCCUGACUGAUGUUACAGAGUCCACCUCAGUGGACGUUCUGCUGACAAACCUCAUCAAGGGGAACCUGCUUCCCUCUGCCUGCCUCUGGAUAACCACACGACCCGCAGCGGCCAAUCAGAUCCCUCCUGAGUGCGUUGGCAUGGUGACAGAGGUGAGAGGCUUCACUGACCCACAGAAGGAGGAAUACUUCAGAAAAAGAUUCAGAGAUAAGAAGCAGGCCAGCAGAAUCAUCUCCCACAUCAAGACGUCACGAAGCCUCCACAUCAUGUGCCACAUCCCAGUCUUCUGCUGGAUCACUGCUACAGUUCUGGAGGAUGUGUUGAAAACCAAUGAUGGAGAAGACCUGCCCAAGACACUGACUGAGAUGUACAUCCACUUCCUGGUGGUUCAGUCCAAAGUGCAGAACGUCAAGUAUCAUGGGGGAGCUGAGACAGAUCCACACUGGACUCCAGAGACCAGGGAGAUGAUCCUGUCUCUGGGAAAACUGGCUUUUGAGGAGCUGGAGAAAGGCAACCUGAUCUUCUAUGAAGCAGACCUGGCAGAGUGUGGCAUUGAUAUCAGAGCAGCCUCAGUGUACUCAGGAGUGUUCACACAGAUCUUUAAAGAGGAGCGUGGCCUGUACCAGGACAAGGUUUUCUGCUUCGUCCAUCUGAGCGUUCAGGAGUUUCUGGCUGCUCUUCAUGUCUUUGUGACAUUCAUCAACUCUGGAGUCAAUCUGCUGGCAGAAGGACAAUCAACCUCCCAACUAAAACACCUCUACCAGAGUGCUGUGGACAAGGCCUUACAGAGUCCAAAUGGACACCUGGACUUGUUCCUGCGCUUCCUCCUGGGUCUUUCCCUGCAGACCAAUCAGACUCUCCUACGAGGCCUGCUGACACAGACAGGAAGUAGCUCACAGACCAAUCAGGAAACAGUCCAGUUCAUCAAGGAGAAGAUCAGUGACAGUUCCUCUCCAGAGAGAAGCAUCAACCUGUUCCACUGUCUGAAUGAGCUGAAUGACCAUUCUCUAGUGGAGGAGAUCCAACAGCACCUGAGUUCAGGACGACUCUCCACAGAUAAACUGUCCCCUGCUCAGUGGUCAGCUCUGGUCUUCAUCUUACUGUCAUCGGAAGAAGAUCUGGAGGUGUUUGACCUGAAGAAAUACUCUGCUUCAGAGGACGCUCUUCUUGGGCUGCUGCCACUUGUCAAAGCCUCCAAGAAAUCUGUGCUGAGUGUGUGUAAUCUGUCAGAGAGAAGUUGUGCAGCUCUGGCCUCAGUUCUCAGCUCCCAGUCCUCUAGUCUGAGAGAGCUGGACCUGAGUAACAACCAGCUGCAGGAUUCAGGAGUGAAGCUGCUCUCUGCUGGACUGGAGAGUCCACACUGCAGACUGGAGACUCUCAGGCUGUCAGGCUGUCUGCUCACACAGGAAGGCUGUGCUUCUCUGGCCUCAGUUCUGAGCUCCAACCCCUCCCAUCUGAGAGAGCUGGACCUGAGCUACAAUCAUCCAGGAGACUCAGGAGUGAAGCUGCUCUCUGCUGGACUGGAGGAUCCAACCUGGAGACUGGAGGCUCUCAGGGUGGACCAUGGUGGAGAGCAGUGGUUGAAACCAGGUCUGAGGAAGUAUUCCUGUGAACUCAAACUGGACACAAACACAGCUCACAGAAACCUCGUCCUGUCUGAGGACAACAGGAAGGCAACAGCAGUGACAGAGGAGCAGCCAUAUCCUGAUCACCCAGAGAGGUUUGACUUCUGGAGACAGAUCCUGUGUAGAGAUGGUCUGACUGGUCGCUGCUACUGGGAGGUCGAGAAGAAAGGAAGAGUUUAUAUAUCAGUGACUUACAGAGGAAUCAGCAGGAAAGGAAACAGUGAAGACUGUGCGCUUGGCAGAAAUGACAAGUCCUGGACUCUGAUCUGCUCUGAUUAUGGUUUCUCUGCCAGACACAAUAACAGAGGAACAGCCAUUCCUGUCCGCCCCCACUCUAACAGAGUGGCAGUGUAUCUGGACUGGCCUGCUGGCUCUCUGUCCUUCUACAGCGUCUCCUCUGACACACUGAUCCACCUCCACACCUUCAACACCACCUUCACCGAGCCUCUGUACUUUGGGUUUGAGAUUUGGGAAUAUGACUCCUCAGUGUCUCUGUGUGAGAUUUGAGGAGUGAGAGUCGCCUCCUGUGUGGAGAAACACACACACACACACACACACACACACACACACACACACACACACACACACACACACAUACACAUACACAUACACAUAAACAUACACACACACACAUACACACACAUACCAGAGAUGGGGAUUUGAGUUUGGAACUUGGACUUGUACUGAAAUGGGCUAAGCUGUGUCUUGCAGAAUUAUUGGCGAGACACAGCUUAGCCCAGAAGCCCUAUAUAUGAGACAACUACAGCGGCUGACUGGUUCCAUUCUAGGUGAUAGAGCUCACCCUUUUUGCAGUGAAUUUCAGCUCCUCCAUCGGGUCGCAGGUACAACGUACCUAGGAGCCAAAAAACCAAAAGACACAGAUCCAAUUUCAUUCCUGCAGCCAUCAUACAGCUUAAUAAGAACUAGGUUAGUUGUUCUUUGACAAGGAUGACAGUGAUGCUGUUGAGGAUGAUGAUGACGGUGAUGAUGAUGAUGAUGGUGAUGGUGGUGACGACAACGACGUUGUUGGGUCAGUGCUCAUGAUGGCAUAAUGAUAUGUUGCACUAUGCACUUUAAGGCUUUCCACUUUGCACUCCAUUGAGGUCAAGCUCAAAAUGUGAUGAUAUUGAUAUUGAUGAACUUGUGGAUUUAUGUGUUUUUUUUUUUCGUCUUUUUUGUCUUGUAUGAAUGACUCGCUGCAAGCCAAUUUUACCUUCUGCUAUCAAUAAAGUAAACUAACUAACUUUCUUUCUUUCUUUCUUUAACCUUUAUUUGUUAGAGAGGGACAGUGUACAUUAAUAAACAUUUUAAAAGACAGUAAAUGCACCCAAUUAUAGCCAAAAGGCUAAUUUCCAUUGGUAGUCCCCCUGCCAGAAGGAUUAUGGCUAUACCUAAAAGCAACCAACUAACUAACUAACUAGCUAACUAACUAACUAACUAGCUAACUAACUGAAAUUGCACACACAGUCACUUGAGACUUGAGGUUCUGUUGCAUGCAGCAGAGCAGGAGGACCCAAAUUCAGGAGACCAGGCAGGCCUGCAGCAUUUAACAUAUUUAAUAUAUUUAAGGCAGGUUAACACAGGAACUCAGAGACUCUGAAAACAGGCAAGGCAAACACACACCAUGAACCGACAAAGACAGAACUGAACACAGAGCUGAAACACACCAGAGACGAACAAGGAAACAAGAAAGCACAAGACAGGAUGUGACAAGAUGCGUGCAUACUUGAUGCGUAUCAUCAGCAUAAUAACGAAAGGAACCGUCGUGUAGGAAUAAUUUGCCCAAGAGGAAGCAUGUAUAAAGAAAAUGAAAUUGGUCCCAAAACUGACCCCUGAGGCACACCAUACUGUAACAGAAGAAACUGGAGAGACACAGUUAUUCACAGAGACUCUGAGCCUCCGACAGGUAGUCGUUCUGAAGCUGUUCCAGAAAUCCCCAGCCAGAGCCUCAGUCUGUGUGACAGGAGGCUGUGAUCAGUCGUGUUCUGCGCUGAGGUCCAAGACCACGAGAACGCAGCACAUGCCGCCAUCAGCAGCCAAUGAGAGGCCAUCAGUAACUUGGAGCCGUCUCAGUGCUGCGAUUCUUCAGGAACCCAGACUGACACUUUUCACAAAUGCUGUUACCUUCCAGCGCAGAGAGACAUUGUUUAAACACUAUUUUUUCCAAAAUUGUCUGAUUAUAAAAUGUCAUUUGGAAAUUGCGCUGUAGUUUUAUGUGAGGGAGGGAUCCAGUCCAUGUUUUCUAACAGUGGGUCCACACAAGCAGUUUUAAGAUAGUCAGGGACAAAGCCAGUAGACAAAGAGCUGUUUCAAACAGAAAGAAAAGAGAACCCGACAGCUUCCAUCAAUUAUAUAUAUUCUUUUAUUGUAAAAUACUUUUAAAAAAAAUUUUAAAAGAGUGAUACUAGUGGUGUAGAUGCUUUGAAUAGCUUAGACACAGCGAUGCAGCCAAUGAUAUAAAACGCUCAUUACAGCCAUAAGAGACGUAAGACUCGACUUAAACUUGCAAAAAACGACUCGUGUGCAUAUCUAAUACACUCACACACACAAACUUACAAACUAAAACAAAACAAAUUCUAAAUA